AUGAGCGGCGUACAGUACACUUUUGAUAUCGUCGCAGCGGCCAAGAACACCGCCCUGCUUGGUCAAGCCGUCCUCGGCUUGAGCAAAAUCAUGCGGUAUUGUUACCGUGAAGGCGUUGAUCCCCUCACAGCCGCUUCCCUCGAACGACUCGGAGGUUGGCUCAUGGUUGAUGCCGACCGUCUCCGAGAAGGCGAGCGGAUCCUCGAGAGUGUUCCCGCACCCAAGGUCUGGCGUUUGGGCCCACUCACGCUUUUGGUUGGAGUGGACAACGACCCUACCGGCAGUCUGAUCAGAGAAAUUCGCCAGAACUCCCGGUUGAUUGCCACCUUUCUCCUCGUUGGCGGGUGCACGGUGUUCUUGGAUGCCGGCCAGACCACAGAGUUUGUCUACGAGCUGAUGCGCCAGAGCGGUGUUCUCAAGGAUUAUGCAACACCCAGCAAUCAAGUUCGAGGAUUCGUGGAGAUUCUCAGUGGUUGCCACGAGUAUGCAAAGAAAAGUGCCACCGACGUUUUCAACGAUGUAAUCGCCGAGGUAUGUCGGCUUGUUGCCGGCCCAAACCGGCAGCGCUCUAUAGCGAGCCUGAACCACAGGGGAAACCUCCAGAAGCUUGCUGCAGUGUUCCAUGAAGUAGUUACGAAACUUCAGGAUGCUGAAGUCGAGCUCGUUUUGCUCCGGGGCAGCCGGCAAGGAAUAUGGCUGGCAUUCCUGUUCAUUUGGCUGCGGCCUGCGGAUGUUGAAGUCUUCUUGAGGACAGAUCGCGUCUUUCCCACAUCAGAUCAAGAAGAUUCCAAUGCACCCGGGCAAAAGAGGCUGAUGAUUCGCUUCGAGGAUGAGACCGAAUCGUGGCAUGUUGAAGUGUGGAGGGCGGCACGCGGCCCGCUUCCAGUUGUCCGUUUCGAGGUUACCAACCGCCAUAAGACGGAUCUCUAUGCCCAGCAUUCAUCACCGCUCAAAUCUGCGAGAAACAUGCUCAUUCUAAAUGGGCUCUCAGUGGCGACAGUUGAUGCGAUUGGCCACCUCGCCGGCGCCAUUGUCGCAUUCGCGACGGAAUCGGGUCGUUUGUCCCACGGACACGAGUCACGAAAGCUAACGGAGCUGUGUUCUCAUUACUUUCUGGAGAAAUACAACACAAUUAUGAAUCGCUUCGGGUGGGACCUUUUCCUCGACGCGGGCCGUCAGGACAAGAUAAAACAGGCAUUGAUGAGUAGCCAGUCUGCUUUUCAUGCCUCCACAGAUACCGGCAUCCGCGGUCUAGAGAAUUGGAUUGACCGGGCUUGCGCAGUCUACAUGGAGGAGCACAGGAUGAAUAUGCUGCUUUCCCCAGAUGAGAUCAAGCAAGGGGGUAAAGUCGAAGGCAUUGUCAUUGAGCAUGCCAUUCACCUUGCUGGGCAAGCACUAAUGUUCUCAAUGUGUGCUGAGAUACCAAUGAAUGCUCUCUUCCAGCCAGCAGAACCUAAGGGUAUUGAGAAACACGCCCAUUUCAUAUGCUCCCUGGUCACUGCCGGCGAGGCUUCUGGGAAGGAUCCCGCUUCGCGAGGGUAUGAUUUUACGACGUUCAGGACAAACACCCUCGAAACUUUGGUUCCUACCUCCGCAGUCAUCGGCCCGGGGGAUCUGGCUCUUGCUAGUGACGGAUAUGUGGUAUACUCCGGAGUGGUCCAGAAUUUGGACACCGACGGCAGAGGAUUGACAGAUAUACGGAGCAUCCUAGCUUUCCAUCUCGCACCGGGGCCUCUGAAAAUCCGCAAUUCUGAGGGGGUGGUGUGCAGACUCACUGAGGAUACCCAUUUUACGGCUCUAGCCUCACGUACGAUCGACGUUCGUCCCAGCAUUAUUACUCUCUACCAAGCCGACAAAUGCUGCCUCGAUGAACGGGACGCAAACAAUCGCUUUGGCUUCGAAAUUAUACACCUCUGGAGGUCCGACAAUGCCUUGGGACCUCAAACGAUACACGUGAGAACAUACAUCAAGUCAAAAACCAACCAAGGUCUUAUCCAAUAUCCUGGCGCUGGCGAGCAGAAUAUUCCCACCAACUGGGAGCUCUCGAUUCGGACUCUGGCCUUUGCCAACCAUAUUAUCAGCGGCUACUCUAGUCCCACGCAGCUCAAGCUGCUUGCCGGCGAGUGGGAGCGCAAGGGGUAUCUGGGGGGAAAGUUGCAGUGGUGCCCCGUGGGCAUGCUGGAUAGGGUCGGUGUACGAUAUGUGACCGUGACAAGCAACGACGAGCGGCUGCGGUUCUUCGAGGCAGGCAACCUCGGGGAGAAGCGAAAGGUCUUUGUUCGCCAUCGGUCUACUUCGCUGUUCGAGUGUAUCAAGCAGGCUAUGGAAAUCUGCGGCGACGAUCCAAACUGGGUAAUCAUAUCGUAA
Molecule: messenger RNA, 2367 nt
Organism: Canariomyces notabilis
Lineage: Eukaryota; Fungi; Ascomycota; Sordariomycetes; Sordariales; Chaetomiaceae
Exons: 1
Coding region: 1-2367 (788 amino acids)
Source: RefSeq, a predicted model, not a curated record